Vigna umbellata (rice bean) is the source of this 2030-nucleotide messenger RNA. NCBI's taxonomy places the organism in Eukaryota, Viridiplantae, Streptophyta, Magnoliopsida, Fabales, Fabaceae. The record is from RefSeq and is a predicted model, not a curated record.
GUUAAUGCAGAGAGGCAAAAGAAGUAAAACACAAAAAGCAAUCAAUCAUUAAUGUUAUUGUGGUAGGUUCUGAUCUCAAAUAAUUAAUCAGCAGCACGCAUUUUCAACAACACUCAAUUCUGUGGGCGCGCAAAACCCUCCCAGCGCACAUUAGCGCGGCAAACUCUUUCGUGGCCCACAGUAAAAACCGGACAAGGAAGUGUUUCAAUAAAUAAUGCAAAUUUGGAUAAGCAUAGCGAACAGUGAGGGCAAGAUAACCAUCACGUUGACCACUACAAUGCAUCGCGCACAAUGUGUAUCACAAUCGUGUCCGUACGAUCUUACCAGAGUCCACGCUCAACGUUAAGUAGUAGAAUCAAACGGUGAAGAUAUCAGGUGUAGGGAAGUAGUCUGUGACUCCGUGGUAGAUUUUAUGAUCCUAUUUUUCAGUUAAUUAUUAUGGGAAUGUGUAGGAGAAUAGAAAUGUUAUAAGCUUCUCAGUGCAGUUACAUAGAAAGAAAGAGAGAGAAAGAAAAAGAGUAAUGGCAAUGGCAACAAUGGGAGAGAGUCCUCGGAGCCCAGAAGCGAAAUUGGGUAUGCGAGUUGAGGAUCUUUGGGACGUACAAGAGGCACAGCUAAGUCCUACCGAGAAACUCAACGCUUGUUUUGAAAGCAUCCCUGUCUCUGCGUUUCCUUUGGCUCCUUCAAACCAAGAAAUUGAGAUCAAAUCAGACGCCACCUUGGCCGAAGCUGUUAUGAAACUGGCACGACACAAUGUUUUCAGUGCACCUGUGGUGGAUGUUGAUGCUCCUGAAGAUGCUAGUUGGAUUGACAGAUACAUCGGAAUCGUCGAGUUUGCUGGAAUUGUUGUAUGGAUCUUGCAUCAGUCUGAACCUGCAUCACCUAGGAGUCCAUCUACUCCAACCAGUGCAAAGGCAAUUGCAGCUGCAGCUAAUGGACUGAGUUUUGCUCUGGAACUUGAAGCCUUAGGCCUUGGAUCUGCUGCAACAACUGCAGGAAACUUUUUUCUAGAUCUUACUUCAUCUGAACUUUAUAAGAAUACCACGGUUCGUGACAUUGCAGGGACAUUCCGCUGGGCCCCAUUUCUUGCUUUAGAGAGAUCAAACUCAUUUCUAACCAUGCUCUUGUUGCUUUCGAAGUACAAGAUGAAGAGUGUCCCUGUGUUGGAUUUAGGCUCUGGUACAAUAGAUAAGAUUAUUACACAAUCUGCCGUGAUUCAUAUGCUGGCAGAAUGCGCUGGACUUCAGUGGUUUGAAAGUUGGGGAACCAAGAAAAUAUCUGAAGUUGGUCUUCCCCUGGUUACACCAGAUCAGAUCAUAAAGGUUUAUGAAGAUGAACCAGUCCUUCAAGCAUUUAAAGUAAUGAGAAAAAAAAGGGUUGGAGCAGUGCCUGUAAUUGAGAGAGAUAGCGGAAAGGCAGUUGGUAAUAUAAGCUUGCGAGAUGUUCAAUUCUUGUUAAAUGCUCCGGAAAUAUACCAUGAUUAUAGAGCUAUUACAGUAAAGGACUUCCUGACAGCGGUUAGAAGUUACUUGGAGAAGAACAAAAACGCAUUCCCAAUGGUAAGUGAAUAUGUUACAUGCAGAGAGGACUGUACAGUGAAAGAGUUGAUUCAACUGCUGGAUGAAGAGAAGAUUCACAGGGUGUAUGUGGUGGACAAUGAUGGGGAUCUGCAAGGACUAAUCACACUAAGAGACAUAAUAUCAAGACUAGUACAUGAACCCCGUGGCUAUUUUGGUGAUUUCUUUGAUGGUGUUCUUCCUCUGCCUGCAAAUACCAGAGUUUAAUAGCCAAGAAUAACCUGGUGCACCAAGGUUUUUCUUUUAUUUUUUUGGAAUAAAUUAUUUUAGUAAAAGUGAAAAAGACCUAUGUGGUUCUUUUAAGGGCUGAAGACGUGUACUUGGGGUCUUUGUAUAAGGUGUAGGCAGUUUUUGCAAGUUACUUGUAUCCGUUUUAUUAAGUGGGUAUUAGAGUGAGAUUGUGUGUAUUGUAAAUUCUGGCGUGAGUGUAAGUAACCAUAAUUUUUUCUUUUU